Messenger RNA from Pectinophora gossypiella (pink bollworm), 411 nucleotides. RefSeq names its product basic proline-rich protein-like. The transcript has 3 exons. The record is from RefSeq and is a predicted model, not a curated record. Lineage: Eukaryota; Metazoa; Arthropoda; Insecta; Lepidoptera; Gelechiidae. Bases 1 to 411 code for a protein of 136 amino acids.
AUGUCAGUGGGCCUGCAACGGCGAGUGCCGGCGCUCGACGAGGGCGGGGCCGGAGUGCCGCCCGCUUGGAAGACGGGCACCGCGGAGCCCCCCUUCCCGUCGUUCGCGCCGCCCGCCGGCUCACCCGCAGGCCCGGCAUUCGCAGCAUCACCAGCGCCCUCCACGCCAGGCCCAGGGCCGGGCUUCGGGGGGCCCCCGUAUGCAGCGCCAGGCCCAUUCGGGUCCCCCUCGGCGCGGCCGGGCUCCGGCGGCGGCUUCCCCGCGGGCCCUCCGCCCUCGCAGGGCCACUUCCCUGGAGGCUUCGCCCCGCCAGGCUCCCCCUUUCACCCGCACGGUCCACACGGCCCCCCCAUGCCGCCGCAUCCGCAUAUGAUGGCACCUUUACCCCCCUCCAGUCGACAGCCGAACUAG